Messenger RNA from Aspergillus bombycis, 1146 nucleotides. Its product is annotated as TauD/TfdA dioxygenase family protein. The transcript has 5 exons. The record is from RefSeq and is a predicted model, not a curated record. Gene Ontology annotation, cellular component: cytoplasm. Bases 1 to 1146 code for a protein of 381 amino acids. Lineage: Eukaryota; Fungi; Ascomycota; Eurotiomycetes; Eurotiales; Aspergillaceae. Gene Ontology annotation, molecular function: 2-oxoglutarate-dependent dioxygenase activity.
AUGGCUCCCUCUAUAACCGAAACCGUCUCACUCCACUCGGCACCAAAGACCUCUCUUAGGACCGAUGCUGGUCACAAUAAGGAGAAUGGGGUAGGAUACCGUGAAACUUAUCAGCAUGACAAUGAGAUCAAAGGAACCGCAAAACAGCCGCCGGCAGCUUUCCCGAAGUAUCUCCCCGUCUGGGAUAACGAAACAGAGAAAUACCCACCUCUUCAACCCUUUGAGCACUAUGACCAUGGCAAGGAUGCCGACCCAACUUUCCCCGAUCUCUUCCCUGAGGGCAAGGGCGAGGUGGAGGAGCUUACCCCAACCAUUGGUAGCGAAGUUCAAGGUAUCCAACUGAGUCAGUUGACCGAUAAGGGUAAAGAUCAGCUGGCUUUGUAUAUCGCACAAAGGAAGGUUGUCGCUUUCCGAGACCAGGACUUCGCCCAGCUCCCCAUCGAGAAAGCCCUUGAGUUUGGUGGUUAUUUCGGUAGACACCACAUUCAUCAGAGCUCUGGAGCACCUAAAGGCUUCCCCGAGAUUCACCUCGUUCACCGUGGAGCAGACGAUAGGAGUGGAGCUGAAUUCCUGGAAACCCACACCAACUCGCUUACUUGGCACUCUGAUGUUACCUUCGAAAAACAGCCUCCUGGCACUACAUUCCUGUACUUGUUGGAUGGCCCGACAAGCGGCGGAGAUACUCUGUUCUGUAACAUGGCCCAGGCUUACAGACGGUUGUCACCUGAGUUCCGCAAGCGACUGCAUGGGCUAAAGGCUGUUCACUCUGGUGUCGAGCAGGUCAACAACAGUCUGAACAAGGGCGGUAUUGCACGGCGCGACCCAAUAACCACCGAGCACCCAAUUGUGAGGACACAUCCCGUCACUGGGGAGAAAGCUCUUUUCGUGAACCCACAAUUUACCCGAUACAUCGUUGGAUACAAGAAGGAAGAGUCCGACUUCCUCCUCAAAUUCUUAUACGAUCAUAUUGCCUUGUCCCAAGACAUUCAGACUCGCGUAAGGUGGCGACCGAAUACCGUGGUUGUUUGGGAUAACCGAGUCGUUGCACACAGUGCCAUUUUCGACUGGGAGGAUGGUCAGAGGCGUCAUCUGGCAAGAAUCACACCACAGGCGGAAAGACCGUACGAAACUCCAUUCGAAGGAUAG